GCUGAGAAUAAGCUCAUCUUGAUUGAGUUGCUUCCUGCGAAUAUUCAUUUGGCCCAGAGAGACCCUGUUGCGCGGGGCAGCAACUUGUCCAAAAAACCCGCUAUCUUUGUACUCUGUAACACACCUACCAAACAAACUUAUUAUUAAACGACACAUAGAGCUCAUAUUUUCAGAGACCAUGCCUAAAGUCCGCCUGGUCCAUGCAAAGACAACGCAGCUGAUGGGUACUCAGGCCAACAACCAGAGGACAUUGGCAGAAAUCGUGCAAGACGAGUGCCCGAGUCUCGCCGAGGGAGCGGUAUUCAAUCCGUCGCCCUUUGUCCCCGGUGGCCAUGCCCAAACCAUCUAUGCAUUUCUUGGAUUUUACUUUUACUAUGCUCACAGCUUGAUAAGCCCCAGGUUUACUCGCGAAAUAUUCCGUCUCUCUGACGGGGGCAUUGUGGAUUUGGAUUGGGCUCUGUGCGAAAACCACACAGAGCGGCCGAUAGUCACCAUACUUUCUGGAGUCACCGGAACAAGCUGCGACUUUUACGUGCGCAGAUGCUACAACGAGUUUGUCAAGAUGAACUACAGCGUGUUGGUUGUGCACAGCCGCGGAUGCGGCAGCUCCAAGCUGACAACCCCCAUGCCGUUCCACUGUGGCCUGACCACCGAUUACCGCGAGGUGAUCAACAGUAUCCAUGCGCGUUUACCGAAUUGCCCGCUGCUUGGGCUUUCUUUUUCGCUGGGCGCCAACAUAAUGGCCAAGUACAUUGGCGAGGAGGGCGAGCAAUGCCCGCUAGUGGCAGGCAUAAUUGUGGGGAAUCCCUACGACAUGUACAAGGUCAUCCAGCACCUCGACUCUCGAUUUUUCAGUCUAAACAAAAUCUACGAUAUCGCCAUCCUUAACUUUCUCAAAACGGCGUUUAACAACAACAAGGAGGCCAUUGCCAGUGCGCCAAUCGACUUUAAUGUUCCCAAUAUCACCAACUCGACUACGAUCAUGGAGUUUACUGAGGAGAUGACGCGCAAGGCAUUUGGGUACAAAUCGGCCAAGCAUCUGUUGGAUGAAUCGAGUAGCGGUCCGUUCUUGGACAACAUAAGGAUCCCAGUUAUGUUUCUCAACUCGCUCGACGAUCCCAUCUGCAUAGAGCCCCUCAUAACGUACGAGAAGUUUAUCAAUAACCCUUAUCUCAUGCUUGCCUUGACAGAGCAUGGCGGCCAUAUCGGAUAUAUGGGCGGCACUUGGCCCACCUCGUGGAUCGAACACCCAGUGUCGCAGUUCUUCAAGGCCAUGCUCAAACACAAUGCUCCAGCAGCGCAGUGAUAAAAAUACAUUUUACUAUUCUCCUAUUAUUAAUUACUUUAAACUGGAAUAAAC
Kickxella alabastrina is the source of this 1360-nucleotide messenger RNA. RefSeq names its product Alpha/Beta hydrolase protein. The coding region runs from base 179 to 1306 and encodes 375 amino acids. The record is from RefSeq and is a predicted model, not a curated record. Gene Ontology annotation, biological process: medium-chain fatty acid catabolic process; medium-chain fatty acid biosynthetic process. Gene Ontology annotation, molecular function: acetylesterase activity; monoacylglycerol lipase activity. The transcript has 2 exons. NCBI's taxonomy places the organism in Eukaryota, Fungi, Kickxellomycota, Kickxellomycetes, Kickxellales, Kickxellaceae.